This is a messenger RNA of Ailuropoda melanoleuca (giant panda), 339 nucleotides long. Its product is annotated as keratin-associated protein 6-1-like. The record is from RefSeq and is a predicted model, not a curated record. The coding region runs from base 1 to 339 and encodes 112 amino acids. The transcript has 2 exons. NCBI's taxonomy places the organism in Eukaryota, Metazoa, Chordata, Mammalia, Carnivora, Ursidae.
AUGGCCAGCACCAGGGCUAGUCAUGAAACCACCUCGAAGUCAUGCACGACUUCAACAACCAACACCAUGUGUGGCAGCUACUACGGACGCUGCGGCUACGGAGGCUGCGGCUACGGAGGCUGCGGCUACGGAGGCUGCGGCUACGGAGGCUGCGGCAACGGAGGCUGCGGCUAUGGACGCUGUGGCUAUGGAGGCUAUGGCUACGGAGGCCUGGGCUGUGGCUCUGGCUCUAGCUACGGCUGUGGCUUCCGCAGACUGGGCUGUGGCUCUGGCUGUGGCUGUGGCUGUGGCUAUGGAUGCGGCUGUAGCUACGGCUCUGGCUUUGGCUGUUACUAUUGA